This is a messenger RNA of Hemiscyllium ocellatum (epaulette shark), 2004 nucleotides long. RefSeq names its product trans-Golgi network integral membrane protein TGN38-like. The record is from RefSeq and is a predicted model, not a curated record. Lineage: Eukaryota; Metazoa; Chordata; Chondrichthyes; Orectolobiformes; Hemiscylliidae. The coding region runs from base 175 to 1122 and encodes 315 amino acids. The transcript has 4 exons.
AUGUCAGGGAUCCACACAAUGUCUGAUCCAUUCCGCUCUUAGAUCCACAGAGCUCCGAGAUCCAGUCCGUUGUAUCAUCCAUACUGCUCCAGAAUCAACUCAGCUCCAAGACUCACUACAUUUUGAGAUCGACUCUGCUCCAGAGCCCACUGCGUUCUGGGUCUGUGCGGAAGGAUGGGGCCGGUGCGGCUGCUGCUACUUUUGCUGUGGAUCACAGAAAUACCGGUUUUCGGAACUUCGCUGAAUUCAGAUGAAAACCAGAAAGAGGUCCUUCCAAAAACUGACAACACCGUGACUGGCAUCACUGAGACUGAGACCAGGAAUGGCAGUGCCGCAGCUGGGAAUGCCAAGAAUAGCAACGUUGGGGCUAACACCACCAGGAAUGGCAACGCUGGGACUGGCACCACCAGCAAUGGCAACACCGGGACUGGCACCACCAGGAAUGGCAACGCUGGGACUGGCACCAUCGUGAAUGGCAACGCUGGGGCUGGCACCACCAUGAAUGGCAACGCUGGGGCUGGCACCACCGUGAAUGGCAGUGCCACAGCCAAGAAUGCCAAGAAUGGCACCGCUGGGACUGGCGAUGCUGAUACUGGCAAUGGCGGAACAGGUAACAAGGAAAAGUCUGAGGACAAGGCAGGAGCUUCUGGCACUGGAAUCAACAAUCCUGCUCCAAGUUCAAAAGAAGCUAAAACGCAAGGUACCGAGUCUGAGAAUGGAAACACUGAGGAGAGGAGCAGUGAGAACCCAGCAGGCAGCCAAAGCAAUAAGGGGGAGGACAAGGAAGAUGAUGCUGAGCCAGUUGAGGAGGAUGAGGAGACACCAGAAGCAGAGAGAGACACAAAAGCCCCCGAGCAGGCUGGGAACAGCGCAGCAGUUGCUGAAGGAUCAGUGAAGGCUGGAGCUGGGACGAACAUUGACACUGAGUCAGUGCCAAGGGACGAGCCAGAGAGCAGCCACUUCUUUGCCUACCUGGUGACCACAGCAGUUAUUGUUGCUGUGCUCUACAUUGCUUAUCAUAACAAGCGCAAGAUUAUUGCUGUUGUCAUUGAAGGUCGAAGGUCAAAGACCAAUCGACGCCCAAAGUCAGCAGAUUACCAGCGACUGGAACAGAAGCUGUGAAGGCCUUUUGGACAAGGCUGGACCCCCUGCAGAGGAACUUUCUUUCCACUCCCUCCCCACCAUCGACCCAUCUUCUCCUCUAAACUACAAGGACUGUCUCUUUAAGCACACCGAAUGCCAGAUCAAAAGACAGUUUGACCCAGAACCACAACCUCACGACUUCAGAUCGCAGUCUGCUCAAUGUGAAUAAUGGAAUUUCCCUGUUUGUAUUAUGUUUCUGUGGGAGAAGGGGAUGCAGAGGGAGACAAUCCUGAUUUAACUGAUGACUAUCUAAUUAUUUUCAACGUAGGGGGUUGGUUAGGGAAGGGUCAGGUGCUGGGGGCGUGUAGCGGGGAAAUGUUGGGCUGGUCAGGGUCUGGUUUAGGCAGAUUUGAUGAGUGCGUGUGGCUGGGAGUGGGUGAAUGGUGGUCACUCGAGACGAGUGGAGGUCAAGUGAACAUGUUUCUCUUGAAAAUUAAUACUGCAGUGAGAGAAGGUGUGACUGGGAAUUGUUCCCAAAGGCCAGGUCAGGCCAAUUGAGGAGAUUCAUUUAGAGGCUAAUUUCUGAACCAACUUUGGGAGUAUCUCAUGCUCCCUCAAGCCUCUACCCAGGUGGAGGAGAGUUGAGGGGUUUAUGCAGGAGCUGAGCCAUAAGUCCAGGGAAGGUUUGGAGUAUCUUUAUAUGGGUCUGUCAGCUGGUCCUUGGCGUAUGUCAUUGUGACAAGUAAAGGACUAAUCUGCACACGGCCUAAUCUCCUGGGUAAUACUUAGUCUCUCUCUGCUUACACUGUGGAAAUGUUUGUAAAUUGUUGUAGCAGAAGGCUGUACUCAACAUGGGAUGACCCAGCCGCACCAUCAUGCAAUCCCUCUAAAGAGCAUUAAACUCAAUGGCUGUUCAAUCAC